This is a messenger RNA of Leptopilina heterotoma, 1919 nucleotides long. RefSeq names its product possible lysine-specific histone demethylase 1-like. The record is from RefSeq and is a predicted model, not a curated record. Gene Ontology annotation, molecular function: polyamine oxidase activity. Lineage: Eukaryota; Metazoa; Arthropoda; Insecta; Hymenoptera; Figitidae. The transcript has 7 exons. The coding region runs from base 373 to 1854 and encodes 493 amino acids.
UAAAAUUAUUCUCUUGCCUCAAGUAUCCAAAUUUUUCUCUACAAUCAAAUAAAAAUGGAAUUACUCACACUUUGUUAAUUUUACUCUAAAUAAAUUAAAAUAGAAAAACGUGAAAAAAUUUUUCCUGCUCAUUAUACAUUCCAAGAAAAAUAUAACGAGUCAUUAUUUUUAUUGUAAAUAAAUGUUGUAAAAUUAUUACAAUAUAUUAUAAUCAAUUCAAAAAUUAUAGAUAAUCUAUUCAAGUGAAAUCCGUAAUGAGAGGGGACAAAAAAUUAAUAAGAUGCGUUUAGUUCAAGAUAAAUCGCAAAGUAGAAAAAGACACGUGUACAAAUUUUUUAAAGGAAAACAAAUAAAAAUCAAUUAAUAUUUGAAAUGAAUAAAGAACAAGAAUACAAAUUGCGAAAAGAGAAAAAGAAAAACGAAAAUUUCGAAACAAAAUCUAAACCAAGUGUAAUUAUACUGGGAGCAGGUGCAUCCGGAAUUGCCGCUGCAUCAAGACUUUUCGAAAACGGUUUUGAAAAUGUAAAAAUUCUCGAAGCUGAAAACAGAAUCGGAGGACGAGUAUUUACCACUAAAUUCGGCGAAUAUUUAGUCGACAUUGGAGGACAAUGGGUGAAUGGAGAAGUGGGAAAUCUCGUCUUCGAACUAGCUUGGCCUCUUGGAUUAUUGCAAAAAGAAAAAACAGAAUCCACUGAAGAAAUAUUAAAUUCAUCGGGAGAUGCAGUAGAAAAAUCAGAAAUAAAUUCUCUCACUCAAUUUCAUAAAAAUCUUGAGAAUAAUUUAGAAAAAUUUGCUACUAACAAUGAGAACGAAUCUCUUGGUGUACUUUAUAAAAAUGAACUUGAUAAAUACAUAGAAGCGCAGCCAAAGUGGAAGGAGAAUAAAAAAGGAUUGAUAAAUUCAUACAAAAUGUUGACAACAUUAAUGUAUUCCUCCGAGAGUUGGGAUGAUGUUUCAACAGUGGAUUUUAGAGAAUUUGACAAUAUUCCUGGAGAUUAUUUCAUUAAUUGGAAAGAGCGUGGAUAUAGUGCUAUUCUCGAUGUAAUUAUGAAACGAUAUCCAAAACCAGAGGAAGAAUUGCCAGUUAUAAGGAACACUAAGUUAAAUUCAGAAGUUUCUCUAAUUGAUUACUCUAAUAGAAAUGGAAAAGUAAUUGUAAAAACAACAAAUGGAGAUGAAUAUUCAGCAGAUUAUGUGAUUGUCACAUUUUCCAUUGGAGUUUUAAAAGAAGUACAUAAAUCCCUCUUUAAACCCCCUUUGCCGGAAGAAAAGCAAAAAGCCAUUGAGUCAAUGAAUUACGGAAAUGUGGCUAAAAUUCUCCUUAUUUUUGAUGAACCAUGGUGGUCACUAAACAGUCAAUAUUUCUUGCUUUGGAAGGAGAAAGAUUUAGAAAUACUCGAUAAAGAUAAUGAAAGGAGUUGGUUGCAGGGAUUAUUUGCAUUUUUUCCAGUUGAAAAUAAACCAAAACUACUUUCCGGCUGGGUAAGUGGAAAACAUUCGCGAGAUGUUGAAAAGCUAACGGAUGAACAAGUCAAAAAUCACUGCAAUGAAGUUCUAGAAAAAUUUUUUGGCAAAAUUUACAACGUCACUAAACCAACUGGAAUGAUGCGAUCCAUGUGGCACAGCAAUAAACACUUUCGAGGAACCAAUAGCUACCGAAGUCCAAAUAUUGAUCAUAAAAUUCCCAUUCGUAUAAAAUUGUCUGAACCGAUUGGAGGAAAAAAACCGGUUAUUUUAUUUGCUGGUGAAGCAACGAAUCCUCAACGCUUUAGUGCAGUGCACGGGGCAAUUGAAACUGGUUAUAGAGAAGCUGAUAGAAUUAUUAAACUGCACCGAAAGAUUGAGAUGAAUUAAAACCUUUUUAAAUAUCUCAAAGUACAACUUUAUUCAAAAAAAUAAUUAAGAAAUUUGUAAUAAUU